UCUCUUGUUUGUCAAAAUAUAACACAUCAAUUUUCAUAAUAUACUGCGCGACUGAAAGAAUACAUAUUCGUAAUUUUGCUCAUGGAGAUGAGAAACAGGUUAAAAUACAAAUCUUUUGAAAAUUGCUAACAUCGGUAAUUCGUGUCACAUCCUCGCGAAAUUUUAGUUUCGAGUAAGUGAGGGCGCUGUCACGUUGAUACUCGGCCGUCACUUCGGAGCCCCUUGUGAUCAGUGGCGAUCACAUGAUCGCCUCUGAAAUUGAUCGACGUUGAAAAAGUGUUUGCUGGAUUUCAGUGUUUUCUCGUGCAACGAUGUUCCGGCAACUGUCACUUCUCUUUACCGUUCUCGCCGCAGUUCAUGCCAGUGGCGAAUUCGUCGUACUUCACUCACCUGACAGCGUAGAAUUCACUGCUAAUGGAGAGAUCGAGCAGAGCAAUCUUAAGGAAGUCUUAUCUGCUGCCCUUGGUUAUACCGGAAAGCAGAAAGAAGGAGAAUACAGCAUCGCCAUAAUGGAUCCAUUUGCCCUGCCCAAGGCACUGGUUGCCAUCGCAAUCGAUGGUAUAGAGACUCUGCCUUUCUUGGAAAACGAAGCAAAGAUCACGUAUCCUCUGAUAGUUGACGAGGUAGAAGAGACCACUUGGCAAGCAAUCAGAAGCAGAGUGGAAGAGCGAAGCAAUGACAACACGUUGGUCAGGAUUAAUUUGAGCGACGGAGUGGACGCUCUGGGCCAGUCAGCUCUCGGCGAGCUCAAACUAGCCAACAUGGAGAAGUUGAAGGCUCUGAAUUCAGAGGUCGAGGAAGACCACAAGUUCGUCGAGGAGAUGCAACUUCUUCACGCUAUCGCUGACAAAGCAUCCGCAGCGAAGAAGCACGAUUCCAGUACGGACGUUUAUUGGCUGGUGGUGUCGGCACUCAAGCCGGUUCUGGAUCUUCACGGGAACACCUCCGAAACGGCCGCGGAGGCGUACACGUUGUUGAACGACGCGAUGGAACACGUCUCCAAGGCAUUCGUGAACACUUACGAUGGCAAGGCUGUGAUCGCUGCGUUUACAAACGACGCUAGCAAGGUGAGGAACACCCGCUCCGCAUCUCUUGAGAGACAACGUAGAGAGACUCCAACUACGGCUUAUAAGACUAACAGUAUUAAAACAACUGGUGGUGCCAAGGGAGCGCCAAUUAGUUCAGACAAUAACGAUAAUUUGUUCUUCAAGCGAGACGGCGAGCAAGACACGCCGAGUAAUAUAAAGGAUCAUAAAGAGGAGAUAGAUAGUAUGAAUAAUACUAACAAGUCCAACACUGACGACAACUCUAAACAACCGGUCGUUCAGGAACCGUCGGAGUCGGUUAAUACGGAUAAGACAAAUACUAACAUACAGACAGGACAGCCCGAGUUUUCCGGCCGCGCCAAGACUUACACGGAGAACUAUCCCGUCAUCUUCAAUAUAAUACUGUGGUUCUGCAUCGUUUUCUUCUUCUCGCUCCUGGCCAUUUGUAUCGCGAUCGCCGAUAUGGAUCCAGGACGCGACUCCAUCAUCUACAGGAUGACGUCCAACCGAAUGAAGAAGGACAAUUAGGUGCGAGUGCGUAGCUGUAAUUUUGUAACAUAACUUUACGUGCGAAGUGUACUUGUCGGAGCGCCUGUAAUCCGUGUAACUUAUCAGCUUCAAGUCGAGAGUGUUCAAGUAAGCAAGUCCAUUAUGUGUUUCCACAUCUCGGGGAGCUGAUUAUUGAAACUUGAUCGAACCCAUCAAGAUGUAAUUGUAUUAUUCCGUUUGCGUGUUGAGAAGACUGUUACGUUGUUAUGAAAGAGCCCUGUAUAAAUUUCUUGUACGUUUCCUCGAGUAUCGAGGAAGCGCGGCUGUUCUAAACAUAGUGCAAUUCUCGAAAUAAAUAAACCUGACAUAGUGAAUCCAGUGUUAAAGUACGAAGAAAUAAACCUUGGCAUUUUCUGUUUUAUUUUCAUGAUAAUAAAAAAAAACAUGAGAA
Messenger RNA from Ooceraea biroi (clonal raider ant), 1986 nucleotides. RefSeq names its product ATPase H(+)-transporting accessory protein 2 (gene ATP6AP2). Gene Ontology annotation, biological process: positive regulation of Wnt signaling pathway. Lineage: Eukaryota; Metazoa; Arthropoda; Insecta; Hymenoptera; Formicidae. Gene Ontology annotation, molecular function: signaling receptor activity. Gene Ontology annotation, cellular component: external side of plasma membrane; membrane. The record is from RefSeq and is a predicted model, not a curated record.